Trematosphaeria pertusa is the source of this 1446-nucleotide messenger RNA. RefSeq lists its product as uncharacterized. The record is from RefSeq and is a predicted model, not a curated record. NCBI's taxonomy places the organism in Eukaryota, Fungi, Ascomycota, Dothideomycetes, Pleosporales, Trematosphaeriaceae. The coding region runs from base 1 to 1446 and encodes 481 amino acids. The transcript has 2 exons.
AUGUCUGAGUCAGGUGAUAAAAUCGUGCCCCUUCAUCACUUUGACGAUGGUCCUCUUUGGCGCGCGUUCAUCCUCUAUUCUUUAUUUGUCCUCGAUCACGUUCUCGAUGCCGAGAAGCUGCGAACAAGCCUAGAGCGCCUUAUCCGAAAGAAGGGAUGGCAAAAGUUAGGAGCGCGACUAAAACAAAAUAGAGACGGACGCCUCGAAUAUCACCUGCCGGCAUCCUUUACAUAUGAGCGUCACGCUCUCGCAUACUCGCAUGUGGAGUACGAAAUUGACGCCGCCGACCACCCCGUCGCUUCCCGCUUGCCUAGGCCUACUGCAGCGCCUGCUAUCGUUGGCGAUCCAGAUGACUUCUAUGCCCUCAUGCGACCCCCUGGAGGCCCCACGUCUCUCGCAGACUACAUCGACGUGGACAGACCUCAACUAGGGCUGCACAUCGUCUCGUUCAGCGACACUACCCUCGUUUCGCUGUACUGGCCUCACACCCUCUUCGACGCCAUGGGAAAGAAGGCGCUCCUUGAUGCAUGGACACUCAUGAUCCAAGGAAGAGAGGACGAAGUGGAAGCGCCUUAUGGCACUGAUUUCGAUCCUCUAGACACGCUAGGGACGGAUCCUGCACAGGCGCAUAGGCUCGAAGGCCAGAGGAUGGGACUAUUAGGUCUUCUGGGUUACGCGCUACGGCAGAUUCCUAGUUUCCUAGCUAAGCAGGAGAAUCGCAUGGUAUGUGUACCAGCAUCUUUCUUGAAAAAGCUGCGCGAAACAGCGAUUGCGGACCUCGCUGCUGCGCGAAAGGACGACCAAACCAAAGAAGAGCCUUUCCUGAGCGAGGGCGACGUCCUCUGCGCAUGGUGGACGCGCCUCGCCAUCGCGCACCUCCCACCGAGCUCAACACGCACCGUCGCUCUCUACAACGCGUACGAUAUCCGGAAAGCGCUGUGGCCAGACCUGCUCCCGCGAAAUGCGUCGUACGUCUCGAACGCCAUCGGCUUCAUCCACGUGCUGCUCCCCGCCCAAGACAUCGUCUCGAAGCCGCUCAGCCACGUAGCCUCGGCCAUCCGCAGUGCGAUCGACGAGCUGGGCGCCCGCCAACAGGUCGAAGCCUUCUUCGCGAUGCAGCGGGCGAGCCGGUGGGGGCUGCAGCCUUUCUUCGGCGAUAGUGGUAUGCAUAUGGUGACGUAUUCUAACUGGACUAAGGCGAGGCUGUUCGAGCUGGAUUUCUCUGCCGCGGUGGUGGGGGAGAAAGGUGUGGCUGCGGCAAGGGAUGGGAGUGUGGGGAGGCCGAGAUAUAUUCAGAAUAGCCAGUUUGGGCUUACGCUGCCGAAUGGGUAUCUGAUUAGUGGGAAGGAUGGUAGGGGGAACUAUUGGCUGUCUGGGUACAUGAAUAAGGGGCACUGGGGUCAGAUUGAAGAGCUGCUUGCUAGGGAGGAGUUUGGAGGUAUGUAG